AUGCGGAACAACCUGUAUCUGCUGGUGCUGGACGAACCGAGCAACUUCUUGGACCGCGACAGCCUGGGCCGGUUGGCGGUGAUGAUCUGUGGUUUAACCCAGCUUCUUCAACCGGUUAGGGGCACAAGCUGGGAAACAGGUUCGGUCCUGGACGGUGUUGAAGACGGCAUGGGCCUGGCCGCGGCGGUCGCUCUGUAUAAGGGCUUGUUGGAAGACUUGGCCGCCUUGGGAGCCGUCAUCGACGGCGGUGCGGACACCAGACUCGGACUCGUCAGGCCGCUCGGGAGACAUUUCUGCCAUGGACCCCGAAAGAGUUCAAGGUGCUACCUCGAGGUGGCACUGGCCGACGGCUCGGGCACGCCAUCCAUUAUCACGCCGCACACCAAGAGCAACAUCGCCUCAAUCUGCCGCAACGAGUCCGUCGGCCCGGCCGUGCUCGAUCUCGAAUUCACCAGCGUCACGUCGCGGGACUUCUUCGUCAACCUGCGCCAGCUGUCGGCCAAGGUCGACAUAGACACCACCCUUCCCCUCGUCAGAGCCGCCCAGAACGAGCGACUCGGUACAGCCCAGUCGUCUAUCCCCGACGAUGUCAUCCGGGCCAUGCUCAAGACCGACAAGUUCUCCAACGUCACCAUCCGGGCCGGCAAGCGCAAGAAGGGCGGCAGGAGAUCACGAGAGCCUCGCGAGCCCAGCCACGAUGACGAUGAUGGCGACGACAACGACGACAGUAUCCUCCUUAAACAUGGCGCGCUUCCCAGCGACCACCACCGGUCGCUCAAGGGCAAGGGGACCGCUCCUCAUGUCCAUGCCACCACGAGCAGCGUCUCCGAGGAUGCGACCGGCGGCCCUCGCCCCACCAGCUCCCAGCACAAUGACGACAACUCCGAGGAGGAUAUCGAGGUCGGCGACGGAGACGGAGACGGGGACGGACACGACGGUGAUGAUGGAGACAUUGGAUUCGACGUGCUGCCCCGGGACAGCAGUGGCGCGUUCGACACAAGCCAGCAGCUCCUCCCGCCGACCAAACCGCACAGGGAGCUUUUGCGAGCGUGGCUCCACUUCGACCCAGCCAGCAAUCCCCAGUCCGACACCCGGCUCAGCCCUGAACGGUGGCUUGACGACUGCCUUAUCGACGCUAGUCUCCGGCUCCUCAACCUCGUCUCGUCGACCAAGCUGGCCUGUCUCAGCCCCCUGCUCUGCUGCCCAGACGCACAAGACACGCCCCUCCUGUCCUUCGCUGCAAUCACCAUCGAAUCUGGCACUGCGACCCUUAUCCUGUUGCCUCUUCACCUCGCCGACGCAAACCACUGGGUCCUCGCCGCCGCACUGCCCUCCAAGAAGGCAUCGCCAUCUACAACCCCCUCCCCAGCACCGGCACCGGCAUCGGGACCAUCCCAGCCAACAUCCACACCGCCGUCUCCCUCAUCAUGGGCCGCCGACUCGCUCUCGCCCCGCUGGCAUCCUGGCCCCUCCGCGCCAUGGCCUGUCCGCAUUAGCAGACCCCAGACGACUGCGGCGUCUACCUCCUCGCCAUCGCCGCCCACCUCAUCGCCAGCCGCAGCCUCUCGCAGCAUCUCAACGCCGCGCUCUAGCGCACCAUCUUUGCACGCUUGCUACGUCUUGAUCCUUGGAGCGGCAGCAUCCUCGCCGGCAGUGGCCUUGUCCCACCCCUCGACGCAACCCCUAUCUCCAGCCAGGCAGAUGCAAAUCCCCCGUGGCCCCAGCAUCCGCAGCCACCGCCCCCGCCGCCCACCACCCUCGCCACCCUAG
Messenger RNA from Phialemonium atrogriseum, 1770 nucleotides. RefSeq lists its product as uncharacterized. The record is from RefSeq and is a predicted model, not a curated record. The transcript is spliced from 6 exons. NCBI's taxonomy places the organism in Eukaryota, Fungi, Ascomycota, Sordariomycetes, Cephalothecales, Cephalothecaceae. Bases 1 to 1770 code for a protein of 589 amino acids.